Molecule: messenger RNA, 381 nt
Organism: Pseudoliparis swirei
Lineage: Eukaryota; Metazoa; Chordata; Actinopteri; Perciformes; Liparidae
Gene: msmp1
Product: microseminoprotein, prostate associated 1
Exons: 3
Coding region: 1-381 (126 amino acids)
Source: RefSeq, a predicted model, not a curated record
AUGAAGAUGGAGCUCGUCGGGGUUAACGUGAUGCUUGCAGCCGCGGGGUUUCUUCUGUGUACCAGUGGUGGGUCCGCCGCCCCCAUGUUGUGCCACUUCGACUCCAGAGCACUGUGUGUGUUCGAGGGGAGGCAGUACUCGCUGGGUGACACCUGGAUGGACGCCUGUAUGCAGUGCACCUGCCUGCACCCUGUCGGCGUUGGUUGCUGCGAGACGGUGCAUUGGCCGGUGGAUUUCCCCGCGUGGUGCGAGGUGCGGGUGGAGUCACUGAUUUGCAAAGUGUCCCUGGUCCAGACCGCAGACCCCCGCUUGCCCUGCUACCCUGGCGAGGGCAUCAGGGACCCCGGCCACGGGUCGCUGAAGCAACACCUGAUGGGGUAG